CUGGCUUCUGCGAUAACAAUUCCGAUAAGAUAUGGACACUCUCGGUGCAAACUCGCUGGAAUAUACACCACUUGAGCCAUUAAAAGGCUUUGCUGUUUAAAUAUUUGGAAUUAUUCGAACGACCUAAACCGACAGGUUCAGUUUAGCAUUUAAACGAAAACAUUUCGACCGCAAAUCACAAUUCGCCAAUCGAAAGCGGAAGUUAAAUAAUAAAGUGCAUUUGCUUAAUAACAAAUUGAAACAACAAUCAAACACAAAAAUUUCAAUUGAAAUUUAAAAUAUUAUUUAACAAGGCAUAAAUAAGUGAAAUUCAAAAGUUACCACCAUGAAUUGUUUAGCGGGUAUGGUUAAAUACAUCCUCUAUAUCUUCAAUUUGAUAUUUGUGAUAUGUGGCAUUCUAUUAAUCGUCCUCGGGUCUAUUAUGAUCAGCAACAUCGGCAAUAUUUCAGACUUCGAUGACGCCAUCAAUGCCGAUAUCAUCCCAAUUCUUAUAAUUGUAUUGGGAUGUGUGAUAUUUGUGAUUGCCUUCUUUGGUUGCUGCGGAGCAAUUCGCGAGAAUAUAUGCCUCACCACAACGUAUGCUGUCUUCAUGUUCAUACUUUUCUGUCUGCAAAUUGCUUUAGUUGUGUGGAUUUUUGUGCAACGUACUCAAUUCUUGAAUGACAUGGACACGGUUAUUACAACAGUCUGGAAUAAGAAUGACGCCUCCAAUGGAUAUCCCAUGGACGCUGUCCAAAUUAGUUUCAAAUGUUGCGGACUUAAUGGAUCCUUAGAUUAUACUGGCAAUAAUAAAGAUGUACCCAGUUCCUGCUGCGGUUAUAUGAAUGGACAAUGUGAUGUCAAUGUUUAUGAAUCGAAACCCGGCUGUCGGUCAGAAUUCAGAGAAUUCUGGGCAACCAACACAGAUAUAAUUCGUUAUGCCGGCAUUGGAGUAGCGUUAGUAGAGCUGAUAGCUUUUACAUUUGCAUGUUGUCUUGCGAGUAGCAUUCGCAAAUCUCGUUAAAGUCAAUAAAAGAUAGGCAUUCUAUGCCAUCGCUACCAAUCCAUCAAUAUUCCAUAA
Messenger RNA from Stomoxys calcitrans (stable fly), 1060 nucleotides. Its product is annotated as 23 kDa integral membrane protein. Bases 326 to 1003 code for a protein of 225 amino acids. The transcript is spliced from 4 exons. Lineage: Eukaryota; Metazoa; Arthropoda; Insecta; Diptera; Muscidae. Gene Ontology annotation, cellular component: membrane. The record is from RefSeq and is a predicted model, not a curated record.